GUUUUUUUAUUAUUGUUAUUUAUUUAUCUGCAAGAGAUUGUCAAAAAAGAAACACCUAGAAACACUUUCUUUAAAUUGAAAUAGUGAGCUGUUUAUUGGAGUAUUAUUAAUAAUUGUUUAUUUAUAAAAACAUAAUGGCAAUAACAAAUUUUAUGUCUGCAUUACGUGCAUCAAAAUCAUUGAAAACAGUUAAUAUUAAUAAUGAAUUAUUAUCAAGAAGAAUGGCAAUAACAACACGUUCAGGAGCAAUAUUACCAGAACCAAGACCACAACCAUUUGGUAUUGUUGGUGUUGUAUUUGGUGUUGUAUUUGGUGUACUUAUUGGUGCAACAAUUAGCAAAAAUAUUGCUAAUUUUUUGGAAGAAAAUGAUUUAUUUGUGCCUUCUGAUGACGAUGAUGAUGACUAGGUUUUGAUAAAUAAUAUAUAUUUAUUAGUAAUUUAUCUAAAAAUGAUUAUGAAUAUUCACAUACAACCAGAGCCAUUUUGGGAAAUACUUCAAGAUCUAUACAUUUUUUUUUUUUUUAAUUUCAUUCUAUUUUUGGAAAUGAGAAAAAUUAUCUUAAAAAAAAAUGUACUAUUGUUAUUAAGUUUAUUAUUAAUUGUAUUUUUUAUUUAUUAUAAUUUUUUUUUUUGUUUAAAUACUUUACUGUAAAUAAUUUAACGCACAGAGAAAAAAAAAUACAAAAUAGUCAAUGUUAUUUUUUUUAAAUGUCAUGAUCGUUUUUUUUUUUUUUUUUUUGCAAUGUAAUAAUAAUUUAUCGAUAAAUAAUGUAACAUGAAAUUAUAAUUGUUAGAAACAUAAAUAUUUAUAUAUUAAAAUUUCUUGGUACUUAGUAAACAAUAAACAAUAAAAUUAUUGAUUUUAAAUUAUAUUUUUAUUUUUUCUGUUAUUCAAACAAUGUACAACAAUAUUUCAGUCAUGUCAGAAUAAAUAAUUAUAUACGAAAACAAACAAAAAAAA
This is a messenger RNA of Aphidius gifuensis, 962 nucleotides long. It is a transcript of the gene EMRE, whose product is annotated as essential MCU regulator, mitochondrial. The coding region runs from base 135 to 407 and encodes 90 amino acids. NCBI's taxonomy places the organism in Eukaryota, Metazoa, Arthropoda, Insecta, Hymenoptera, Braconidae. The record is from RefSeq and is a predicted model, not a curated record. Gene Ontology annotation, cellular component: mitochondrial inner membrane; uniplex complex. The transcript has 2 exons. Gene Ontology annotation, biological process: mitochondrial calcium ion homeostasis; calcium import into the mitochondrion.